Messenger RNA from Carassius auratus (goldfish), 760 nucleotides. RefSeq lists its product as uncharacterized. The coding region runs from base 96 to 755 and encodes 219 amino acids. NCBI's taxonomy places the organism in Eukaryota, Metazoa, Chordata, Actinopteri, Cypriniformes, Cyprinidae. The transcript has 2 exons. The record is from RefSeq and is a predicted model, not a curated record.
GAAAAGCGCGCCUGCGCACAUACCAGAAGAGCGCGAGACCGCGCACAUCAACGCGCUUCAAAAUCGUCGGCAGUGCUGCAUGGAUUUGUUCGAGAAUGCCUCCAAAUAAGUGCAUUUUUGGAUUUGAGGGAAAGUUCACUGUGUUCAGCUUCACCAACAACCCAGCGUUACAUGAACAGUGGAUGCAGUUUGUUGUUACAUCAAGCAUAGACGGUAUCAAGUGCGUUUGUGUGUUCUGGUCAUUGAGUGACGGAUGUUUUAUGAACAAGGCCCAAGUCGAUGCUGGAUUUGCAAAUCGUUUGCUGUUAAAACAUGGAGCCGUCCCUGUGAUAAAAGAACCCAUUCAUUUUGCCUUGAACUGGGAAAGACGAUCGGCUCGGGUUUCCCAUCGGAGUGGACUCUCAUCUCACACUUCUUUGAAAGUGUCUCCUGACAUUCUCAUGAAGCUCCCAACGCCGUCCCUCUGGGAGGUUUCCUUCCGAAGCCAUCCGGAUGGUCAGCGCGGAGUUAUUUGCACUGGUUUUGUGGGUAAACUUAAUAAUUCCCAGAAGAAUAAAGUGAACAAACAGGUUGAAAUCAAAUCAGCUCUGGGCUCACAGGUGCAAAGGCACAGCUUUGUGUUUGUGUUUGCUUUCUGCCAAUUAGUGACUUCCGAAGUCAGGAACUUGUGUUUUUCAGGAGAUCACUUAUCACAAACAACUCUCAACUUACUGCUGGUUAUAUAUGCUCUUUAUAAUCGUGCAUGUGACGAAUAAAAAAA